Panicum virgatum (switchgrass) is the source of this 809-nucleotide messenger RNA. RefSeq names its product TPD1 protein homolog 1B-like. NCBI's taxonomy places the organism in Eukaryota, Viridiplantae, Streptophyta, Magnoliopsida, Poales, Poaceae. The coding region runs from base 80 to 589 and encodes 169 amino acids. The record is from RefSeq and is a predicted model, not a curated record. Gene Ontology annotation, biological process: cell fate determination. The transcript has 3 exons.
CAGCAGCUUGUUUAUUUCCCGCACUAAACUGUACUAGCAUCAACCGCCGGAGCAAAGAAAAGGUGAGACCGACAAGGCCAUGGGGUGCUUCCAGAAACGUGCAUCUCUGGUGGUUGUUUUCAGCUUGCUGCUGCUCCUAACUGCUGCAGUUGCUGCAUCAUUCCGUGGUACAACGUCGUCUUCCUCCACACGGCACGCACGCAAGUUGCUCAAUAACACUAGAGAUUCGUCGUCGCUCGGUUCUGGUUCUGGGCACUAUAAUUCAACGGAGCGGAUGGGGCCGGACGACUGUUCGGAGGAGGACGUGGUGGUGUACCAGAGCAGCGCCAACCCAUUGCCGAGCGGCAUCCCGGCGUACACCGUGCAGAUCACCAACGUCUGCGGCGGCUGCACGGUGUCCGGCGUCCACGUCGCGUGCGGCGACUUCGCCUCCACGGAGCUCGUCGACCCUGACAAGUUCCAUCGCGUCGGCUUCAACGACUGCAUCGUCAAGGGGGGCGCGCCCAUGGAGCCGAGCGAGGCUGUCUCCUUCCAGUACUCCAACUCCUUCUCCUACCAGCUAAACGUUGCGUCCGUCGUCUGCGAGUAGAUCCCGGCCGGCCACUGCUGGGCGCACCCUACGCUUGCUAUUUCUGCAUCAGUUGGUGUUUAUCUCUUUCUUGCAUUGUGGUCCGCAAAUAAAAUAAACCAAUGCAAUACUUUUUGCAACGGUAUUCAUGCCAUAGGAGCAUCACAGCCAGUAAUCUCUGUAUUUCUCAGCCGGUUGGAGUAUAAAUCCAAAUAAUUUCCAUCAGGUUCUCGUUUUUUUA